GAUAAUUUAGAAUUGUAAGUCUCAUUCAGAAUCCUGACCAGUCUGUGUUCUUCAAGACGCUCUUUUUUCCAUUCCGUGUCUUUGUUCUCUCCUUGCAUGCAUCAGUACCGCUAGCUUUUCUUCUUUCUUGCAAGAAGAAAGAGCUGAACCUGUGGAAGUGCAUUCUGGGUUCUGCAUUCUCCGACCGCUAAAAUACCUGUAUUCUGCCAAGCUGAGAGAUUGAAGAUGGGCGGAGAUGAUUCCGCUGUGGAGAGUGAUAAUUUUGACUGGAACACUGAAGAUGAGCUUGAAAUUGAGAACUAUCAGUCUUCAUCUUCAUGUUUAACUGUUCCUAAUGGAGAGGCUGUUACUGGGUCUGGAGAGGCAAGCUCGUCUGCAGUUUCGGAUAAUUCCAAGGUAUUCAACCACUUCAUUGGCAUGGGAUUUUCUAGAGAAAUGGUUUCUAAAGUAAUUCAGGAAUAUGGUGAGGAAAGCGAAGAUAAACUACUUGAAGAACUUCUGUCAUACAAGGCUCUAGAAAGUUCUCCCCAGCCACAACAGCGUAUUGAGCGGGAUCCUUCUUCUUCAGAAAAUGCAGGGAGCUCUUGGGAUGAUUUGUCAGAUACUGAUAUUUUUUCUGAUGAUGAAGAAAUUGCAAAAUCUAUUUCUCAGAACGAUGAUACAUUACAGACUUUGGUGAAAAUGGGGUACAAGUUGGAUGAGGCUUUAAUUGCCAUUGAAAGAUUAGGUCGAAAUUCUUCACUUGACGAAUUGGUAGAUUUUAUAGAUGUUGCUCAGCUAGCAAAGGCUGAAGAUGCUCUUCUACCGCCUGAACAAAAGCUACAAUACAAUGAUUAUACUAAAUCCAAUAAACGAAGAUUGUAUGAUUGUGAAGUGUUGGGAAGGAAAAAGCCUAGGGGGUGUGAGAAGAAAAUCGUCAACGAAGAUGAUGAGGAAGCUCUCCAUCUUCCAAACCCAAUGAUUGGGUUUGGUGUGCCUACAGAGUCAAGCUUCAUAACACACAGAAGGAUUCCAGAAGAUGCCAUUGGCCCUCCUUACUUCUAUUAUGAGAAUGUGGCCUUAGCACCAAAAGGUGUUUGGCAAACAAUUUCUAGAUUUUUGUAUGAUGUGGAGCCAGAAUUUGUGGACUCAAAGUUUUUCUGUGCGGCAGCCAGGAAAAGGGGCUAUAUUCACAACCUCCCCAUCCAAAAUAGGUUCCCACUUCUACCACUUCCACCGCGUACAAUACAUGAGGCUUUCCCCCUAACAAGGAAGUGGUGGCCCUCAUGGGACCCAAGGACCAAACUUAAUUGUCUGCAAACAUGUAUUGGCAGUGCAAAACUAACUGAAAGAAUUAGGAAAGCUGUAGAAAACCAUGCUGAAGACCCCCCUGAGCAUGUACAAAAGUACGUUCUUGAUCAAUGUCGGAAAUGGAAUCUGGUUUGGGUUGGAAGGAAUAAAGUUGCUCCUCUUGAGCCUGAUGAGGUUGAAACACUGUUAGGCUUCCCAAGGAACCACACCAGGGGAGGUGGAAUAAGUAGGACUGACAGAUACAAGUCACUUGGCAAUUCAUUCCAGGUUGACACUGUGGCAUACCAUUUGUCAGUUCUGAAAGAUAUGUAUCCUGAUGGUAUCAAUCUUCUUUCUCUCUUUUCUGGAAUUGGUGGAGCAGAGGUAGCUCUUCAUCGGCUCGGCAUCCCUCUCAAGAAUGUAGUGUCUGUUGAAAAAUCAGAAGUGAAUAGGAAUAUUGUCAGAAGUUGGUGGGAACAGACAAAUCAGAAAGGUCAUUUGUAUGACAUGGACGAUGUAAGGGAGCUUGAUGGUGAUCGUUUGGAGCAGCUGAUGAGCAUUUUUGGAGGCUUUGAUCUUGUUGUUGGUGGCAGUCCAUGUAAUAACCUGGCUGGUAGCAACAGGGUCAGCAGGGAUGGACUGGAGGGAAAAGAAUCCUCUUUGUUCUUUGAUUACUUUAGGAUUCUGGACUUGGUGAAAAAUUUGACAGCCAAACAUAGAUGAUCUUUCUCCAUUUCCCGUUUUGUAUUUAAUCCAAACUUUUAGGAUCUUCUAUGCAACCUCAAAUAUUAGAGACUGUUACUUUUCUCACCCCAUUUUUGUUGCCAAAAAUCAAUGCAACACUUUCAAAUAAAAACAUUUAUCUUAAAAUCUCU
Molecule: messenger RNA, 2144 nt
Organism: Vigna umbellata (rice bean)
Lineage: Eukaryota; Viridiplantae; Streptophyta; Magnoliopsida; Fabales; Fabaceae
Gene: DRM2
Product: domains rearranged methyltransferase 2
Cellular component (GO): nucleus
Molecular function (GO): DNA (cytosine-5-)-methyltransferase activity
Source: RefSeq, a predicted model, not a curated record